Messenger RNA from Drechmeria coniospora, 5088 nucleotides. RefSeq names its product ATP-dependent bile acid permease. Gene Ontology annotation, biological process: transmembrane transport. Gene Ontology annotation, molecular function: ABC-type peptide transporter activity; ATP hydrolysis activity; ATP binding. The transcript has 2 exons. NCBI's taxonomy places the organism in Eukaryota, Fungi, Ascomycota, Sordariomycetes, Hypocreales, Ophiocordycipitaceae. Gene Ontology annotation, cellular component: fungal-type vacuole; fungal-type vacuole membrane. The record is from RefSeq and is a predicted model, not a curated record. The coding region runs from base 1 to 5088 and encodes 1695 amino acids.
AUGACCUUUGCCCGGUGCUCGUGGCCGGUCUGGCGGGUCGACGACCUGACGCCCUGCUUUCAGCAAGAUUACCUCAAGGUCCUCCUUCCCCUCGUCGUCAUCGGCCUCUCCUUUGCUCGCCUCACCGCCCAGUACGGCCGCCGCCUGCUCGCGAACCGCCGGACGAGUCGCUACAAACCGCUCUCCAACGGCCACACGGCCGCCGAGGACCACACGGCCAUCCCCCCCGAUGCCGCCGACGGCGAAACCGAUAGCGAGGAGGACGACGACCUCGAGAUCAACGGCGGUCGACUGGCUCUCGCCAAGACCCUGAGCAGAGGCUCCAUCGUCCAAGCCGACACCCCCCCCGGCCGGCAUCUGUCCCAGGCCGUCGAGGAGCUCGCCGUCGUCGGCUUGAUCGUCGUCAAUGCCAUCGCCGCUCUCGCCGGCGCCUACCGGGCCGGCGUUGACGGCCAGCUCGCCGCCGUCGCCGGCCUCGUCGUCUGGGUCUACACCUUUGUCCUGACCUCGCACCGCCUCUUCCUCGGCGCCACGAGAUGGCGCAUCCCCCACCUCUGGAACCACACGGCCACCAUCUACGCCGUCGUCUGGACGCUCGACCUCUUCAUCUUCCGCUCCGUCCUCAUCCAUCCUAGCUCCCGCCUGGCCCGCGUCCUCAUCGUCGUCGAGUUCGGCCUCGUCAGCCUGCUCUUCGCCAUGGCCAUGACGACGAGGAAGGGCAACAAGACGGUGCUGCUCGAGUGGGAGGAUGGCAUCCCGCCCUCACGCGAACCCCUCGCGAGCCUCUUCUCCCUCGCGACCUUUGCCUGGGUCGACGACAUCGUCUACGAGGGCUGGAAGAACCCCAUGGAGCUGCCCGACGUCUGGAACCUGCUGCCCAAGGACAAGGCGGCCGCCGUCAUCUCCGACUACCGCCAGCUCAAGAAGACGGCCUCGCUCGCCUGGCACAUGCUCAAGUUCUUCAAGGGCAUGCUGCUCUACCAGUGCUUCAUGGCCUUUGUCUCCGGCCUCUUCACCUUUGCGCCCACCCUCCUGCUCAAGGCCAUCCUCGAGUACGUCGAGGAUCCGGACCGCGCCCCCGUCAACGUCCUCUGGCUCUACGUCAUCGGCUUGCCCGUCCUCGACACCAUCCGCUCCUACUCGGACGGCAUGGCCCUCUGGACCGGCCGCAAGAUUUGCAUCCGCGUGCGCGCCAUCAUCAUCGGCGACAUCUACGCCAAGGCCCUGCGCCGCAAGGCCGCCGCCGGCAAGGACAAGGUGCUGCUCGCCGGCAAGACGGCCCCGAAGGGUGGCGACGCCGACGAGGAAGGCACCGUCGCCAGGAUCAAGGGUCUGCUGGGCAUGAGGAGGCGAAAGAGCAAGCGCGCCGGCGGCGGCGACGCCGAAUCCGCCACCCCUCCAGCGGGCGAGCCGCAGGCCGCCAAGCCCGCCGGCGAUGACGAGCAGGCGAACCUGGGCACCAUCAUCAAUCUCAUGUCCGUCGACAGCUUCAAGGUGGCCGAAGUGACGGCCUACCUGCACUUCCUGUGUGCCGCCGCCCCGACGCAGCUCGUCAUCUCCGUCAUCCUCCUGUGGCAGGUCAUGGGCCUCAGCGCCAUCCCUGGCCUCAUCGUCAUGGCCUUCCUGCUGCCCGUCAACUACUUCCUCGCGAGGGGCUUCAACAUCACCUCCAAGAACAUCAUGGCCGCCACGGACAAGCGCAUCAACGUCACCAACGAGGUGCUCCAGAACAUCCGCAUCAUCAAGUACUUUGCCUGGGAGGAGCGUUUCGGCCGCAUCAUCGACGAGAAGCGGCGCGUCGAGCUCAACGCCCUGCGCUCCCGCUUCAUCCUCUGGGCCUGCGCCGUCGCCAUCUGGAACUCGGUGCCCGUCCUCAUCACCUUCUUCUCCUUUCUCGUCUACACGACGAUCGAGGAGAAGCCGCUGUACCCGUCCAUCGCCUUCACCGCCAUCUCGCUCUUCAUGCUCCUCCGCGUCCCCCUCGACCAGCUCGGGGACAUGUUCGCGCACGUGCAGGAGGCCAAGGUGUCGGUCGACCGCAUCGAGGAGUUCCUCGCCGAGGACGAGACGGACAAGUACGAGCAGCUCGGCCUGGACAACGUGGACGAGGACGGCGUCAAGCGCAUCGGUUUCCGCGACGCGACGCUCAUCUGGGGUGGCAAGGAUGCCGUGGCCGAGGACGGCUCGCGCGCCUUUCGGCUCAUGGACGUCAACGUCGACUUCAAGAUUGGCAAGCUCAACAUCAUCGCCGGCCCGACGGGAUCCGGGAAGACGUCGAUGCUGAUGGGGCUCCUCGGCGAGAUGACCAUGGUCGACGGCAGGAUCUUCUGCCCCGGCGGCCGGAGCCGCGAGGACGUGCGGCCCGACGCCGAGACGGAGCUGGCCGACUCGGUCGCCUACGUGGCCCAGUCGGCCUGGCUCGUCAACGCCAACAUCCGGGACAACAUCCUGUUCGCGGCGCCCUUUGACGAGGGGCGGUACAGGGACGUCAUCGUCGCCUGCGCGCUCGAGCGCGACCUCGAGAUCCUCGACCACGGCGACGAGACGCUCGUCGGCGAGAAGGGCAUCACCUUGUCGGGAGGCCAGAAGCAGCGAAUCUCGCUCGCCCGCGCGCUCUACUCGAACUCGGCCCACGUCCUCAUGGACGACUGCCUGAGCGCCGUCGACUCCCACACGGCGCAGUGGAUCUUUUCCAACUGCAUCCGGGGCCCGCUCAUGCGCGGCCGGACCUCCAUCCUCGUCACGCACAACGUCGCCCUCUGCGUCCCCUCGGCCGACCACGUCGUCGUCCUCGACAACGGCCGCAUCGCCUGCCAGGGCACCGCGCAGGAGGUCAUGGCCUCGGGCCGCCUCGGCGAGGAGAUUCAGAAGUCGCGGCCCCCGUCGGCCUGCGCCUCGCGCGUGCCCUCGCGCGUGCCCUCGAGCGUCGGGGACGAAGACACGGCGGCGGCGCACGGCAAGAGCAUGGGCAACGGCAACGGCAACGGCAACGGCAACGCCCCGAACGGCGCACCCGGCAAGAUUGGGCCCAAGAAGCCGCAGGUGAACGAGGCGAUGAGCGAGGGCAAGGCCUCGGGCGCCGUCAAGUGGCCCGUCAUGAAGAGCUACCUGCGGUCGAUGGGGCCGUGGUGGUUCUGGCUCGUCGCCAUUGUCGUCUUCAACCUGCAGCAGCUCUCCACGGUGGCGACGAACGUCUGGGUGCGCGAGUGGGCCAACAAGUACGUCGACGACGACGCGUCGGCCGUGGCGCUGGCGUCGUCCUCGCACGCCUACGGCGGCCCGUCCCUGGCAAAGGGAAGCUGGGCGAGCGUGGCGCGGCUGGGAAGCGCCCGGUCGACGGCCGAGGCAGGCUCGGUGCCCGGCGAGCCGGCGUCCUUUUCGACGCCCGCCUACCCGGACGUCAACCUCGCCUACUACCUCGGGGGGCUCGCCUUCAUCGGCGCGCUCGGCGCGCUCGCGGCCUUGAUCCGCGACGUCUGGAUCUUCUUCGGAUCGCUCACGGCGUCGCGGCGGCUCCACGACCGGCUCAUGUCGGCGGUGACGAGGGCCAAGUUCAAGUUUUUCGACGUCACGCCCCUCGGCCAGCUGAUGAACCGCUUCAGCAAGGACCUCGAGGCCAUCGAUCAGGAGAUCUCGCCGACGGCCAUCGGCGUCAUGUCGUGCGCGCUGUCGCUCGUGGUGACCAUCAUCCUCAUCGCCGUCAUCACGCCGGGCUUCCUCGUGGCGGCGGCCUUCAUCGCCGCCCUCUUCUACGCCGUGGCCACGUUUUACCUGCGGGCGUCGCGCGACCUCAAGCGGCUCGAGUCGGUGCAGCGCAGCCCGCUGUUCCAGCAGUUUGGCGAGACGCUGAGCGGCGUGACGACGAUCCGGGCCUACGGCGACGAGCGGCGCUUCAUCCGCGACAACCUGGCCAAGAUCAACACGCAGAGCCGGCCGUUCAUCUACCUCUGGGCCUGCAACCGGUGGCUCGCCUUCCGGGCCGACGCGCUCGGCAACAUGGUCUCCUUCUUCGCCGGCGUCUUCAUCAUCCUCAGCCUCGGCAAGCUCGACGCCGGCGCGGCGGGCAUCUCGCUGAGCUACGCCAUGAACUUUACCGAGAACAUACUCUGGCUCGUGCGGCUCUACGGCAUGAACGAGCAGAACAUGAACGCCAUGGAGCGCGUCAAGGAGUACCUCGACCUCGAGCAGGAGGCGGCGCCCGUCGUCGAGGGCAGGCGGCCGGCGGCGUCGUGGCCGUCGGAGGGCGACGUCGAGUUUGUCGACUACACGACGCGCUACCGCGCCGACCUCGACCCCGUCCUGAAGGGCAUCUCGCUCAAGAUUGCGGCGUGCGAGAAGGUCGGCAUCGUCGGACGGACGGGCGCGGGCAAGAGCUCGCUCGCGCUCGCGCUCUUCCGCGCGCUCGAGGCCGAGGAGGGGCGCAUCGUCAUCGACGGCGUCGACAUCGGCACCAUCGGGCUGCGGGACCUGCGGGAGAAGAUGACGAUGGUGCCGCAGGACCCGACGCUCUUCAUGGGCACGAUCCGCACGAACCUCGACCCCUUUGACCAGUACACGGACGAGCAGGUGUUUGAGGCGCUGCGGCGCGUGCAGCUGAUUGGGCCGGACGAGCCGGGCGAGCCCUCGACGGUGGCGCCUCCGUCGUCGUCGCCGACGACGACGAACAAGAACGUCUUCCUCGACCUGUCGUCGGCCGUGAGCGAGUCGGGGUCAAACCUGUCGCAGGGGCAGCGGCAGCUGCUAUGCCUCGCGCGGGCGAUGCUGAGGAAACCGCGGGUGCUCGUCAUGGACGAGGCGACGGCGUCGAUCGACUACGGCACGGACUCGAAGAUCCAGGCGACGAUCCGCGAGCUCACGGGCACCGUCAUCACCAUCGCGCACCGGCUGCAGACGAUUGUCGACUACGACAAGGUGCUCGUGCUCGACAGGGGCGAGGUGGUCGAGUUUGGCCACCCGUGGACGCUCAUCAGCGACGCCGAGGGUUCGUUCCGCGGCAUGUGCGAGACGAGCGGCGAGCUCGACGCGCUCGUCAAGGCGGCCAAGAGGAAGUGGGACGAAGGACAGCUCGUCGACGUCGGCUCGGCGUGA